CCCCUACAUUGCUUAGCCCCUCGCGUGGGAUCGACCCCUGAUCAAAAAGGUCGAUCUUCCCCCGUUUAAGGUGGUUGUUCCUACCAAACACCAGUUUUCCAUCUCGGCGCAACCAUCAUGGUCUCGAAAGUGUUCGGUCGACUUUUGACCACCGGCCUUGUGUUGGCAAACUCUGUUGCCGCCAGCACCGAGCCGGCCAAUGACGAUAGUUUGGUCGCCUCUCAGAUUGUGACAAACCCCUACGAAUAUGAUUUCCCUACCUUGGGCGUCAAUGGAGCCUCACUCUUCCCCAUGCGUUUGUGCAAUGGCUUCAAGCUAGAGGAAGCCAGCAUCGACGCCAUCCAGGAGCAACUUGGGGCUGGAAAUCUGACCAGCGUUGACCUCGUGCAAUGCUAUCUGGAGCGCAUUUACCAGACCCAGCCUUAUUUGAAUGCGAUCUUGCAAGUCAACCCGGAUGCUUUUAAGAUAGCGAAAGCCCUUGAUGAGGAACGCGCGCAGGGAAAGACCCGCGGCCCGCUCCACGGCAUCCCGUUCAUUGUCAAGGAUAACAUCGCUAGCAAGGAUCGUUUGGAAACCACUGCGGGCAGCUGGGCGCUUCUGGGAUCCGUCGUGCCUCGUGACUCCCAUGUUGUUCUCGGCCUUCGUAAAGCCGGUGCUCUCCUCCUAGGUAAGGCUGCCCUGAGCGAGUGGGCUGACAUGCGUUCCAACAACUACUCCGAGGGAUUUUCGGCCCGUGGAGGCCAAUGCCGCAGCGCAUACAACCUCACUGUCAACCCUGGUGGCAGCAGCUCCGGGUCCGGUGUCGGCGUUGGUGCCAAUCUGAUUCCCUUCGCCCUGGGAACGGAAACCGAUGGCAGUGUCAUCAACCCCGCUCAGAGAAACUCGGUCGUCGGCAUCAAGCCUACUGUCGGUUUGACCUCCCGUGCUGGCGUCAUUCCCGAAUCUCUGCACCAGGAUACUGUUGGUACUUUUGGCAAGACAGUGCGCGACGCAGUCUAUGCCCUUGACGCCAUCUAUGGCAUCGAUACUCGCGAUAACUACACACUCGCCCAAAAGGGAAAGACCCCUGAGGGCGGUUACGCGCAGUUCCUCACCAACAGGACCGCCCUCAAGGGCGCCACAUUCGGUAUCCCCUGGAAGUCCUUCUGGGCCCUUGGUGACGAGGAUCAAAUCUCUCAGCUCCUUGAGCUGGUCGACCUGAUUAAGCAGGCUGGUGCCACCGUGAUCAACGGCACUGAACUGCCCCACUACAAGACCAUCGUCUCCCCCGACGGCUUCAACUGGGACUAUGGCUCGACUCGCGGAUAUGCCAACGAAUCCGAAUACAGCUACAUCAAGGUCGACUUCUACAACAACCUCAAGGACUAUCUGUCCGAGGUCGAGAACACCAUGGUCAGGUCUGUCGAAGACCUCGUCCAGUACUAUCUCGACAACUACGGCUCCGAAGGUGGGUACGCAAGCAUCCACCCCGCGUUCGGUUCCGGCCAGGACGGUCUGAUCGCAUCCCUCGAAAGCAAGGGUAUCAUGGAUGAGACCUACUACCAGGCUCUCGGAUUCUGCCAGCGCACCACCCGCGAGGAAGGAAUCGAUGCCGCCCUGAAGUACAAGAACGGAACCCUAGACGGCCUCCUCGUGCCUCCGGAUGUUGCGCAAAGCAUCCAGAUCGCCGCCCAGGCUGGGUACCCCGUGAUUACCGUUCCGGCUGGCGUCGGCAAGGAGUCCGGCAUGCCUUUCGGACUGGCUAUCAUGAACACGGCUUUCUCGGAGCCUACCUUGAUCAAGUACGCUAGUGCCAUUGAGGAUCUGCAGAAGUCAACUGGAACCAAGUACCAGCGCUCUCUUCCUGAGUGGCGUGGCUAUUUGACUCGCAACCUUCCCGUUAUUAUGUAAAUAGACUAAGAGUUUGAGUGCCGGAUGGGAACACCAUUAUAUCUACAUUACUAGAAGAUACACAUCCUAUAAUACCUAGUUAGAUUUCUCAUAGAUUAUGUAUGUCUUAAUACAUCUUA
Molecule: messenger RNA, 2009 nt
Organism: Aspergillus caelatus
Lineage: Eukaryota; Fungi; Ascomycota; Eurotiomycetes; Eurotiales; Aspergillaceae
Product: amidase family protein
Exons: 2
Coding region: 118-1890 (590 amino acids)
Source: RefSeq, a predicted model, not a curated record